Messenger RNA from Acaulospora colombiana, 259 nucleotides. The record is from the annotation of a GenBank genome assembly. NCBI's taxonomy places the organism in Eukaryota, Fungi, Glomeromycota, Glomeromycetes, Diversisporales, Acaulosporaceae.
AUGGCACUCGUGGAUCUCGCAUAUCCGAAAGGACCCUCCUACCGAGGACCUGGUCAUUCAACGACUGACACCUCCCUGGAAAGCGGUUCGUGCUCGUUCGACCCAUUUGCGAAUGCCACUGCUAAUUGUGCCUCUGCCACAGCGCUACUACGAGAACCUUACUGGGACAAGAGGGGCAUACCGGCCGGCAACGACAAGCCGGGGACGCAGGCCAUCCAUGACAGCAGAAAGGAAGGCCACUGCAUUCGACUAGGCUGGG